Molecule: messenger RNA, 4784 nt
Organism: Cuscuta europaea
Lineage: Eukaryota; Viridiplantae; Streptophyta; Magnoliopsida; Solanales; Convolvulaceae
Source: the annotation of a GenBank genome assembly
UAUGGUUACUUUUGAUUCCACAUUUUCUACGAAUAAAUAUUCUAUGAUUUUUUCACCUUUUACUGGGGUAGAUAACCACCGUAAAUGUAUUACCUUUGGGUCUGCUUUGAUUGCUAAUGAGGAUGUUGAUUCAUAUACAUGGGGUUUUGAGACAUUCUUGCGGUGUAUGAGUGGUUGUCAGCCCAUAAGUAUCGUGACAGUUCAAGACCCUGCUAUGAAAAUAGCUAUACCCAGAGUUUUUGACAAGGCAAAACAUAAGCUUUGCAUGUGGCACAUAAUGAAAAAAGUCCGUGAAAAAGUUGGGUAUAAACUUUGUGAUGAAACCGAUUUUCUUCUCCGUUUGAAUGCUGUUGUGUGAAAUCGUGAUCUAGAACCGAAUGAAUUUGUUAUUGGUUGGUUGUCCGUUAUGGCUGAUUUUGGAUUACAGAAACAUGACUGGUUUGUGAAUUUGUUUGAUAUUAGAGAAAUGUGGAUUCCCGCCUAUUUCAGAGAUGUAUUUUUAGGUGGUAUUUUAAGAUCUACUCAAAGAUCAGAGAGUGAAAAUAACUUUUUUGACCACUUCUUAAACCCAUUCCUAUCUUUGGUUGAAUUUGCAUCUCGCUUUCAAACUGCCAUAGAGUCUCAACGUUAUCACCAUGACCAGUUGCAUGCUAAUUCCAAAAAAUUAUUUCCUCAAUUUCUCACACCAUUACCACUUGAGAAGAAUGCUUCUGAACUUUACACCCUCACUGUUUUUUACUUGUUUCAAAGUGAAUGGAAAGCUGUGUGUUUUUCUUGUGGUAUUCAACGCUUCACUACUGAUGAAUCAGGCUGUGAUCAUGUUUCUGUUGUUGAUAUUCUUCGUGAAAAAACAUAUGAAGUUACAUAUAAUCCCGUUGAUCAUGAUAGUUCUUGCUCUUGCAAGAUGUUUCAGAGGGAAGGUUUAUUGUGCCGUCAUGUUCUAUUCAUUAUAAAAGUUGUGUUUCUCUUGCUGAGAGUUCAAAUGAUGAUCUGCAGAAGUUAUUGGACAUGGUUGAAUCUUUGAAAGGCUUAAUUCUUUCAAAACAUACUUCCAAUGAUGUUGGAAAAGGUUCAAAUGACAUUGAAAGCCUCUUAGGUAUCAUCUCUUCAUCAGAAUAUGUUGGUCCCUGUGAUCUACACUACAAUAAUGUAUGAAGAUGGAUAUGAAUAAGUGUAUUGGAAGCUUUCAUUGAUGGCUAGGAAGUUUACAGAAUGAUGUUGGAGAAGUUAGCGUAAAACCUCCGUAGCCUAGUCUAAGUAUGCGCAGGGAUGAAUGAAUGAAAAGCCCCUCUCACAAACUCUCUCAAAACACUCUUCUACGUUGGAAAAACUCUUUUCUACGCAUUCUACAUAGUGUCUAUUUAUAGCCCUUUGUAGAAUGCUAGGUUACAAGCAUUGGGCUUCCAAAAUAAAGAGGCCCAUUCCCUUUAGGAAUGUGGCCUUUACCUAAAAUAGCUUAUCUAAUAAAUUAUACUACUAAGCUUUAUAAAAUACAAUGGAUCACAAUAAAAAAUAUCUCUAACAAUCUCCCCCUUUGUGAUCCAAUGUCCAUUUCAGCUCUUAUUGUUCUUUUGCCUUUUGAAGUAGUUCUUCCGCAAUGCUAAGGCAUGCUCGUACAUGCACAACAUUCUUUUCUUUUCGAGUCUGUCUUCAAUUGCCUUUAGCACCGCGUUUAUUUUGUCGAAUUCCUUUAUUUCAGCUUCAGAGGCUUCAACAAGUCUUCGUUCGAUAUCAGAUUUCAGCGGAAGUAGUUUCUCUUUGAUGAUCUUCAGGGUCCCAUCACAGUAUCUUGCAAUGUCAUCUAUCCACAUAAUGCGUUUCUUCUCUUCAUGAUUGAGAUAAAUGACUAUGGCCGGAUCUUCAAAAAUAGUGUAAGGUGGAAACGCUUCAACCUCCGGUCCAUACAAGAUUGGCUUUGUAAGAUUUGUUCUGGUGAUGUUGUUCUUGAGAGCCAUCUGAAGAUCGUGAGUGGCAUGAACUCUGACUUGCCUCAUCAUGAAACGUCUUAUUGCUUCAUAUCCUUCUUUGAGGACUUUAUUCUUUCUGAUGGGCAGGUUCCUGUAGACCAUAGACAUUUGAUAGAUGUCUUCCAUCUUGAGCAUAAUGAAAUCGUUCUCUUGAUAGGUAAACUCUGUGCCAUCAGUUGUUUGUAAUCGAUAAAUCGAAUACUUUAUUCCAUGAUGAUCUCCUCUGGACACUUUCAGAAUAUCCCAAAUAGGGCAUUUGCUCGUUUUCAGAUCGUGUUCCAGAAUCUGGCGCUGUAAGCCUGUUGAUCGAUGAUAUAGCAUAUGAAGAUGUCCGCCGACUUGUCUACCUCUUAGAUGGGUAAGACCUCGGACUUUCAGCUCGUCUAGUUUCUUGAUCCUAUAAGGCUUUCUCCAUAAAUUCUUUCGGAUUUCCUCUUGGAAGGGGGCAGUGAUAUUGAUAUUCUCCCAUGGGUCUUCAUAUCUGGGCAAGAGCGCACAUGUUCUUCUGACAAUGGAGGGUAGCUCUGCUGGAGUUUUCUUGUAGUUCUCCCCUUCCUCGAGUUCAUCUUCCUCAAGCCCUAUUAAAUCUUCAGCGCACUUUUUCAGCAGGUCUCUGAGAUAGACUCCUCUUUGCAUUUCAUAUUGCUCGACCUCUUGUCUGAUGUCGUCCCAUUCUGUCCAUUCUCCGUUCCAUCUUUCAUCUAUAAUGAUGUCUUCUAGUUGAUCGUAGAUGGACGGGCUUUGUUCUUCAGUGGGAGCCUUCUGCAGUGUUGCUUCGUGGAAGGUAGAGCCGUGAUCACAAGGAUUGGCCGUUGUCAUCAGUCUAGAGCUAGGUUCUUCCUGAUGGCCUGAAUAAAAUGGUGUACACAAAGUAGCUACCUCAGGACUUCCACUCCAUCCUUGGUCAAAAUCUCUGAGAGAUAUGCCUCAGUGUUUUGUCUAGCUCAACCAUGCUAGAGAUAUGUAGGUUUGUGGCUUGACUAUUGGGUUGAGUAGUGGAUGGGGGCUGGUUGUUCGAGGAUUCCGGUUGGGAUUCGUGUGGGGGUUGUUGGCUUGUUGAUGCUCCAUGCUCGAGUGUCCGUUGCCUCUUGUUCUCCCCAUCAUGAGGAUCCGAAUCAUCGGGGUCCUCAUGUGAACGUUUGAGAUUACGGAGACUGUCACGGCAUGUGCUAUCGGUUUUUAAAAAUAUAAGAAGAAGGGCUUUUUGUCUGGGGGUUCGGUUGCCUUCUUCGGUGGCUAGAAUUCUUGCUAGCAUAAUAGAUUCGAGUUCCUCGAAAACAAUGGUGUAAGGGUUAGGAUGAGGUGUGGUCGUUGUAGGGAAGGACACGCAUUCUGUAUCCUGGGUUCCCCUUGAAGUGGUAGGUGUUUGACGUUGUGUGGUUGAUGGUUCAGAGGUUUGAAGGGUAAGUAUGAGGGUAAGUUGUUGUUGAGAGUGAGAAGUGGAUGGUUGUGGUUGGGUGGUGUCAAUCUGUAGCGCCUGGGUGUUCAUGAAUUUCUGUGCUCGAGCGGUUAUUGCUUCGUGCACCCAGGGUUUGAUGGUGGAAUCCAUGAAACGCUGCAGAAUGACAGAAAGGUCGGUAGGUUCGGGCUGUCCGGUUACAUGGGUAGUAACCGUUGUCACAGCAUCAGUAAAGAUUACCGAUGUGUGGCCUGCAUAUAAUGAUUGAGUUAUCUGUAGAGCAGCAGGACUUCCGAUCAUUAUUGACGUAUCUCCGAUCGUUGUGGACAGGUAAAGUGAACCUGUUGAGUGCAGUGGUGUGAGAAGUGUAGGUGUCCUAGAAAAAUUUGAAAAUGUAGGGAGUGUGACACCUAGACUCAUCGUGUUUGAAGGAGGGGUAGUGGUCCAGGGUGAUAGACCACUAUAUAAUUCCUCAACUGCGUCGUAGGGAGGCAGAGAGGUGGGUGUAGUAUCCCCUAUUUGUGAAACUACUACCUGUUGGGAGGAAGCAGUGUGGCUAGGUUGGGCUUGUGGAUGCGUAGUUGGGCUUGAUGCUGCGUCUUCUACUCGGAAACUGAAAAUAUCAGUCUCUGCACCUAUGGGGUUAGCCCGAUUUAUUUCUUCGAAGUCGGAACAGCUAUCAAAUAUGGUCAUGUCAUCCGCAAUGGCGCUGUCCGUUCGCAUUCUUUGCAUAGGAAUGGAUGACGAGGAGGGGUUGUCGUGACGUACCUUAGAGUGAGUCUCACUGAUUGUUUGUCCUUCAGUGUUUUUGAUCAGGUGAGACCCCUCUUUGUUUGUAGCCCUAGAAAGCCUUAUAAUGAGUCUUCCUUUCUGAGCAGGGGCUUUCUUGGCUUUUCUCGCAUUAUUGUCCUCGUCAUCGUCAUCCUCAUCACUGUCAUCAUUGUCGUUUUCCUCAGCCUUGCUCCCAGAGUCCUCAUCAUCAGCGUCUAGUGUUCUGGCUACGCUUGAUGAAUCACGGGUAGUCUCUUCAGCACGGGUGUGGCCCUCAGCAGACGUAGUCUGAUCAUCAUGGGGCUAACUUGCCACUGGUCUCUGUGGCCGAGUUGAACUCUUAGGACCCUCACUCACACUCGGUUUUCUCCCAGGGGUAGGCUCAGGGGGGUUUAUCUGAGCCAUAGGGAAUAUAAUGUUGUGCUCUUCACAGUAGCGUCGGACAAAUAGAUCAUUCGGAUCGGCUAACUGCAGAAGAGCCACUGGUAUAGUCAUGGGUACCAGCGUGCGAUCAUCAGGCAUCUUUUUGAGACGUUGGACGGACGAUAUGUAGACAUUCUCCUUUGAUAAUCUUCGACCAAUUGCUGGAGUGGAUCGGGAGAUGUCGUACAAUCAUUGAAAACCACCUCAUGUAGGGAAGGUGUUUG